Molecule: messenger RNA, 1635 nt
Organism: Cynocephalus volans (Philippine flying lemur)
Lineage: Eukaryota; Metazoa; Chordata; Mammalia; Dermoptera; Cynocephalidae
Gene: TIGD3
Product: tigger transposable element derived 3
Exons: 1
Coding region: 1-1416 (471 amino acids)
Cellular component (GO): nucleus
Molecular function (GO): DNA binding
Source: RefSeq, a predicted model, not a curated record
AUGGAGCUGAGCAGCAAGAAGAAGCUUCAUGCCCUGUCCCUGGCGGAGAAGAUCCAGGUGCUGGAACUGCUGGACGAGUCCAAGAUGUCCCAAUCAGAGGUGGCCCGGCGCUUCCAGGUCUCCCAGCCCCAGAUCUCGCGCAUCUGCAAGAAUAAAGAGAAGCUGCUGGCGGACUGGUGCAGUGGCACCGCCAACCGGGAGCGCAAGCGCAAGCGGGAGUCCAAGUACAGCGGGAUUGAUGAGGCUCUGCUCUGCUGGUACCACAUUGCGCGGGCCAAGGCCUGGGACGUGACGGGGCCCGUGCUACUCCACAAAGCUAAGGAACUGGCCGAUAUCAUGGGCCAAGAUUUUGUACCCAGCAUCGGCUGGCUGGUCCGCUGGAAACGCCGAAACAAUGUAGGCUUUGGGGCCCGCCAUGUCCUAGGGCCUCUGUUCCUCCCUGAGCUGCCUCCUCCAGGACUCACAUCCCAGGCCCCGCCCCCUCUUUCCCUUAAAGACUUCUCCCCUGAGGACGUUUUUGGCUGUGCUGAAGUCCCCUUGAUGUAUCGGGCAGUGCCCGGCCGAGUGGGUCCGUGUGAUCAGGUACAGGUGUUGCUGUGUGCCAACAGCAGGGGCACAGAGAAGCGGCGGGUAUUGAUGAGUGGGCUCCAGGCUGCCCCAAGAUGCUUCUUUGGCAUCAGCAGUGAGGCCCUGCCUGCCUCCUACCACCCUGACCUGGGCAUCCCCUGGUCAGAGUGGUUGGCACAGUUUGACCAGGACAUGGGGCGGCAGGGCCGACAGGUGGCCUUGCUGCUGGCUGCCCGAGUGGUGGAGGAGCUGGCAGGCCUACCUGGUCUCUCCCACGUGAGGCUCUUGCCCCUGUCUGCCUCUAGCACCACACCUUCCCUGCCUAGCUCCGUGGUCCGGACUUUUAAGGCCCGUUAUCGGCACCGUCUGCUGGGUAAGCUGGCUGCCAUCCAGAGCGAGAAGGAUGGCACCUCGCUGGCCGAGGUCGGGGCGGGCAUCACAGUGCUGGACGCUCUGCACCUGGCAGCGGCGGCCUGGGCAAAGGUGCCUACUCAGCUCAUCUUGAGCAGCUUCAUUCAGGAAGGUCUGGCUCCUGGCAAAAUGCCCCCAUCCCCGGACAAAGCUUCUGAGAUGCCACCAGUCCCUGGUGGGCUGAGCCGAGAGGAGUUUUCCCACUUUGUAGACCUGGAGGGUGAGGAGCCAGGGGCUGGAGUGUGCAAAGAGGAGACGGGCACUGAAGAUGAGGAGGGGGCCCCAGAGGAUGGCUUCAAGCUCCUGCCCACCAAAGCCGAUGCCCUGCGGGCCCUGAGCACAUUGAGGAGGUGGUUUGAGUGCAAUGGCACCUCCCCUGAGCUAUUUGAAAAAUUCUACGACUGCGAGGAGGAGGUGGAGCGGCUGUGCUGCCCAUGAAGGUGCCUUCGCUGCUCACCGGAGCCCCCUCGCCUGUUUCCCAUGGAAACGCCCUCUCCAGCAGGCAGAUCGGGCUGUCUCUUUCCUGUGGAAAUACAGCUGUGGUGGAAGGUGUGGAAGGGAGAGAAGUUGAGAACCAACUCUAAGCUUGGAGUGGAAGUCGUCCAAGCCCUGAGAAGAGGGCUCUAAAGACGGGGCUGUAGGGGUGGGAAUCUAGGC